AUGGGUAUUGGGUCCAAGAAGUUUCCCCCCCUGCCUGCCCCGACCGAGACCGACAUUAUCACCCCUACCGAAUUAACCACGGCCGACGACAUCGAUCACGAAGACGACGGGCCCGCCGACGAGGCCUCUCACUUUUCUUUACCUGACGACGGCACUCCCAUCACCAUCAAGACCCGCGGUCACAAGCUUAACCGCUCUCAAACUUCCCUCCUCAUCGAGUACUUCGAAGGCGGCAAAACCAGCCCGUCUGCCUCAGGAGUCGAGCGCAAGCCGAGCGUCCGUGUGCGUCUGACGCCGUCGAAGAAAAAUAGAAACAACCACAUUCAAAUCACCGAAACGAAGAGCUCGCGGAAGACUUCCCUGACGCGCCGAGUCCCUUUACCGUCGACAGCUGACUCACAUAUCGCUACGGAAACGCUCGACGCUGAAGACCUCGACAGUAUGCAAUCGUAUGCCUCGGCCACAGAAGAGUCGAAUGUGUCGAGGAACCCUAUCGACAUAGAAAUCGACAGGAGCGAACGACGACGACGUCCAGCGAGCCCGCUGAUUCCCGCGGCUGACGCCAAGCAGUCCAGCUACAUGACAACUAACAUGUCCGACAUUUCUGCCAUCCCAACGGAUAGUUUUCUUGAUGGCUCCGGACCGACCAAUCUUACGUACAGAGAAGUCGAGAAGCGACAAAGUAGAAGCCCGUCAAGCAGCAGAAUCUCAGCCGCGGGCGGCGCCGGUGCCCUCGCUGGUUCAGCGCUUGCCGACAAAUCGAGGAAUAGCAAGAGCAGGAGCGAGACCCGCGACAGGAUCGUGCUCCCAAAAUCCACCGACAAGGUUCGGGACAAGGACCGUAAACAACGUUCCAGCAAAAGUCGUGCCAGCAGUCUGAGCGAGAAGCAAGUGGAGGACCAGCAAUCCGUCCGUUCAGGAGCUUCCAAGUCCUCAAUCAACAACCCGAAGCUCCUAGAGACGGUUGAGGACGCAAUCCGCAGACUGAUUCUUCCCGAGCUUAGUGCUUUGAAGCGGGAGCAGAGCAAGCACGAAGAUCUUCCGGACGCAGAGCCGACUCUCGAGCUCGAGAUCGAAGAGACCGAGAGGCUCGCCACGAUUAUGUUGAUAGCCCUUAUGGGCUGGAUGGAGAGAGCCAUCGCUGGCACCGCUGCUGCCGGACUGGCCGCCGCCGCCGCUUUGAGCCCGAAAUCUCCUGUGUCUGAUGAUAGGCGGCAGAGACGGCGCCGGCGGGCUGACGGUUCGGCUCGCAGUCGCAGCCUGGGCAGAGACAAGUACGCUGAAGAGUAUGAGGAGGAGGAGGCACCAGCACCUCCCAUGCCCCUGAUGAGCGAAAUCAACCCAUCAGAGCUGACCCGCACCUCCAUCUUGUCAGCAGAGACUGAGCACCCUCGUUCCGAGCUCGAGGAAUAUUCAUCAGUCCAAGCGGUGACUCGAGGUGACAUAUCUGCUACGUCCUCUCCAUCGCGAUCUGCCGCUACCCUGCAGCAGACUCUCGGUACAAGACAUGCCAACGUUUCAAGCGGUGACUUGAACGCUAUUCCUCGUCAACGCAUCGACGACUACCACGAGGACUACCAGAGUGAACGCAACAUGCCUCCAACCCAUUUCCGUGACGACUACAAUGAUGAAGAGUUUGAGACAAGCCGUGCAGGACCACGGCAGCUCGACUACGAGCAGCAUGACGAUGGAGCCGACUAUUACAAUACCCAGGACGUUCCGCCCCCGCUGAAGUACGUUCCGUACCAGCCGGAGCGGCGUGGCCUCAGCCCGAUCUACAGCGUUUCCGGCUACACUGAAGGCGGCAGCGAAGCACCUGGCCAGCGAGAUUCAAGGCUCACUAAUGGCAGCCUGUCUCCGGACAAGUCUCCCCGUCACAGUAACGUUCUCAGCCGAGGGUUCGACGAUCAAUCUGUCGAUGAUCGCAGCAUCCGAAGCUCUGGACAGGAUUACCGGAGUACCAUGUACACUGACGAUGGCGAUUACGACCGCGCAGACUCCAGCCAGGCUGUUCAUGACGUUGGUGCGAAGCCCUACAUUCAACAUGCUCCCACCCAGUAUGCCCCGGCUGGUGUUGAGUCCAACGUCGCCUCACUCGUCGACGGGUCGAUGCUCGACCAGUCCGUCCUCACUGCUGGCUCUGCCCUCUCUGAGAAUAACGAGUACGGAAAGCGCGACUCGACCAUUUCUUACGACGCUCAGUCAGCCUCGCUCGGAGCUGCGCGAGGUUACAGCCCAGACAAGCUUUCCGUGAAGAGCCAGCGAGACCUCAUCGAAGAACGCGAGGGCAUCAGGACUCCGACUUCGAGCCGACAUGGCCAUUCCCAAGACUUCGCUGGCGAGUACGACCUGGAUGAGUAUGGCCAUAAGGUGGCUCCCACAAGGUACCGCAACUCUGCAUCUACGUCACGUCACUCGCCCACAGCCUCUGAGAAGGCCAUUGCGCUUGGAGCAGUUGGUGCUGCCGCCGCAGCACUGAAAGCGGCCAAAGACCGAUCGAAGCAGCCUACUGUGGAAGAGGUCCAGGAAGACUUUGUGCCCGAGGGCGUUUCCAGGAACAAGUCUUUCAAGGAAAGGACAAUGGAUGGGCGCGAGCUCGCCACCACCCCCGCUCACAGCAUCGACAGACUGGAUUAUGAUGAUGAGCCCAAGAUGGGUGCUAGUGCCAUGCCCGGACUCCAUGAUCCUAUGCCCGAAGCCGAGUAUGUUGACGAUGAUCUCAUUACCAACCCAUCCCUCGUCCGCGAGGAGCUGAACCACACGCCUCGCGCUGAACAGCAGUGGGCCCCCGUCACGACACCUCGCCAAAGUGACGUGGCCGCCUAUGACCAGUAUGACGAUGAAACCAGAGGCGAUGGCCCAAGUCUUGGCCUGGCAACAGCCGCUGGCGCCGCUGCGAUUGCAACAGCUGCUGCCAUGGCACGCAAUCGACAAGCCAGUCAAGAACCAGACGAUGAGUGGCAACGCACCUCGACUGACCGGAAAAGAGAUACACUGAUCACAAACCCUUACGACGGCGCCAGCCCUGUGGUCAACCCUGAUCUACUCAAUGCUCGCGGCCUUGAUCCCGAUGGCUUUGGCGCAGGCUAUCACACCGGGAGCCCCGCGGGACAGAAACAUUUCGACGAAGGCUACAUCUCCCAAGGGCCUAUCCACUCACCCAGCAUUCAACCCAAGGGCAAGGCCAUGAUGAGCUUCUCCGAUGCUGGCGCUGAAGAUCCAUUCUACACUCCUGCCAAGGGGCACUCUCGUCACCUCAGUGGUAUGUCUCAAGGCAUGGGCUCACCAAUUUACGAUGCGGCUACGGGCGCAGGAAUUGAGCGCAUCGAGUCAAAGGACAUUAUCGCUCUGAUGCAGCAUCUCAUGGUUCGCGAUGCGCAGCGCAGUGCACGCGACACCGAGAUCCUGGUGACACUGGUCCGGUCCGCUGCCGAGAUGAGAAACUCCUUCGAAGAGAUAAAGAAGGUCCUUGCGAACACCGAAGACGUCAUCAUCCAGGAAGUCCAGGAAAACACCGAGAAUACGGUUAAGAAUAUCAUCGGCGGCCCCCGACCUUUCCCUGGAAGCGCGCCCCGCUCUGUCAAGGGCUUCAGCGGCGCAUCUCAAGACGGCACCGUGGACGAGACGACCAAGAAGAAUAAUCUGUUCCGCAGAGCAUUCCUGAAGAGCUUUGGUGCCAAGGACACCAACGACCUCGGCCGCAUCGAAGACAUGCUGAACCAGUUGCUGGCUGAAGUGGACACCCUGAAGGCUCAGACGGCCCGCCCCUUGGCAUCCAGCGGUCAGGGGCAAUCCUUCGAAAACAUCCGACCCGAAGUCGCGUAUGAGCAGGACCGCGGUUAUGAACCCGAAGGUCACGCCGGCACCUCGACAGCCAGUCAUGCGAGCCAAUCUGGACAGCUGUCUCUUCCUCAAUCGCGUGGUCCUUCAACCAAACUUGGAUACGAGCGUAAGUUCUCGGAUCAUCGUAUCAGCACUGUCCCCGAGGACACGGAGGAGGAUUAUGAGCAAGAGACAGAUUACAGACGCAACCACCAGGCCAUGCUUAGUCCUCCGCACCAAGACGUCCAGCGGGGUGGCUCGGUGCCCCUCGCGACGCCCCCCCACCCGGGUUCCAACAUGAUGGCCUCGCUGAGUAACGAGAACACCCCUAUAACCAUCAAGGGCAAAAAGCACAAGUCUCGAGGUUCCUCUGGUUGGUUUCCCAAGAUCUCGCGCUGGUCCGAGUCCACCGCGACAAGCGUGAGCAAGGCUUUCCGCGGGAGUGGCAUGUCCAGCAAACGUGGGAACGACGACGAAUACAGCCAACGACCACCAUCCCGUUCAGGUUCUGACCUGGGUCAAUAUGACGAUAGACGUCCGUUUGAGGAGGACCGUUACGACGAGGAACAGCUGCACAGCGGCUUCUCGCAGACCAACCUGCCCCAGUCUGUCAGCAUGCCGCUCGAUAACAGGGCCCCUCCGCCUGCCACAUACAUGACGCCAGAGGACCCCAAAUACAAGGCGCACCGCAACUCACUCAACUUGCAACACCCGCAGCCCAGACAAGGCCAGACUGAGCGAUUCCAGGCAGCCCUGGAGUCCCAGGCACACCAGUACGACACUCCAAUGUCCCCCAGAUCAACCGAUUGGCACGGCUCCGUGACGAGCCUGAACCGAUUCCCGCCCCAAACCAGCAACCGUUAUAGUGGUGGUUCCGCCGCCACGGGGGCCACGGGCGCUGCUGGAGCUGCCGGUGCCGCGAGUGGUGAAUCCUGGGGUUCUUCCCCAACCGGCCCCCCUCGUCCGCCCAAGGAGCCGAUGGACGACGACGGCAGCCGGACUCCGACCAGAACCGAUAGGGUUUCCAGGCUAUCGAAGAACAGUCCUCAGCCAUACAACAGCGUCGAAAGCGGCUACGGUACAGGUGCCGGCACGCAUGCCAGUGGUUACAGCCCGAAACUCGAGAACCGCAACCUCAACGCGGCCCUGGGGGUGCCCACCAGGCGGCCAAGCGGGCCUCGAGCCAUGACGCCUAAGAGCGCAGAGGAGGAAGAAGCUCGCGAGGAGCGGCGUCGCAAGAGGGAAGAGGGAGAAGACAAACUUACACAACCUACUCCGUCCUCUGCGACGAUAAGUUUGGCUUGCACAAACACCCUACUCCCGAUCUGGUCGAAGCUGCUGGCUAGCUUCGAUGCACAUCCUAUUAUUCUUUAUAAUUAUGAGGCGAGACUGCGAUUCUGCCAGGCAUCAACUGAGGGCCAGCAGAGACCGACGGAGAAGAGCAGUUGA
Molecule: messenger RNA, 5271 nt
Organism: Verticillium dahliae VdLs.17
Lineage: Eukaryota; Fungi; Ascomycota; Sordariomycetes; Glomerellales; Plectosphaerellaceae
Exons: 5
Coding region: 1-5271 (1756 amino acids)
Source: RefSeq, a predicted model, not a curated record